Molecule: messenger RNA, 184 nt
Organism: Rotaria sordida
Lineage: Eukaryota; Metazoa; Rotifera; Eurotatoria; Philodinida; Philodinidae
Source: the annotation of a GenBank genome assembly
AUGAAAUUUGAUGAUGUACAAAAAAUAUUCUAUGAAAAUAUUCAUCGACGUUAUCAUCGUUAUUGUCGAGAAUUAUUUGCACAAUUAAUAUGUUUAGAUUUAAAUAUUAAACCAGCUUAUUUAUUUGAUUUAUUUCCAUUUUCUAUACAAAAUAUGAGAAAUUUAUUAAAUUCUUUAUCAAAUU